CCACACUCGACAAGACGCAGCAUCCUGAGCCAAUACACACGGGGGUCCAAAAUGGAGUAACGCUGAAGACAGUACAGUCAGGAAGCCCACUGAAUGUAAUUUCACAUUCAGACAGAAAUUGUCUGGUCGCAGGUGAAUAUUGACAGUUGUAGAAAUCGCGGGGAAAUCGCCGUCGUUAUUGCUGCUGUCGAGCUAGCUGCGCAGAACAGUCAAGAAUGGAGCCAUCAGAGCAGUCAGGCCCGGACUCCGGCUCUCAGGAUGUCAACCCUGUGUUUCUGCAGCAGCUCAGAGAGCUGGACAUCCCAGAGGAGGCAGCCAAACAGGCGCUUCUUCACACUCGGAACGUGUCUGCCGAGGAGGCGGCAAUGUACUACUUCAACAAGCUGGAGAAUGAGGAGGAAGGAGAUGAUGACCUCAUGUUCAAGAUGGUGUUUGUGGUGAACAUGGACCUCGCCAUGGGGGUUGGAAAGGUGGCAGCUCAGGUCGGUCAUGCUGCUGUAGGUUUGUACCAGGCUCUGCAGGAGAAGAACAGCUGGAGAGAGAUGGCCUGGAAGUGGGACCAUAGCGGAGCCAAGAAGGUGGUGGUCCAGGGCACCAAUGUGGCUCAUCUACUGGAGCUGCAGGCCCUGGCCAUGAGCCUCAGCCUGCCCACCUACCUGGUCCAGGAUGCAGGGCUCACCCAGGUGGAGUCUGGGUCCCGCACUGUGCUGGCCAUCAUGGGUGAGGAGGAGAUGGUGAACAAUGUCACUGGGAGUCUGAAGCUGCUCUGAGGGGCUCAACCCCACCGUGGAGGGGGGGGCAUUGCCCUGCAGUGCCCAAGUGCGUCCAGCAGAAGGCGGCAUUUCCCAACGAGAGGAGGAGUGUUGGCAUGCAAGCGUGUAACAACCUUUUAAAAAAAAGACCUGGAGAACGAAGGAAAACAAGAUGUGUCCCAAAACCAGAAAACAAACACCCUCAGCCAUUUGUUUCCCCUUCAUUCUUUGUCUGAGCCGCUUAGUCGGCCGUUAAGGGGGUUAAGGGGGGGCAGUUGGAGUUUUUUUUUUUUUCUGGUGACCUUUGUCUUUUUCUAACAGGCCACCUACUUAGAGGAGUCUUAUUAGAACCUUAAUCACUCUCACAUCUAGUCUGUUGUCCAGUUGCACAUCAUGGCAAGUUAAAAUCAAGUGUUUGGCGGUUGACCAAUAAUGUAGUUCUGCUUAUUCAAGGGCCGUGAACUUUAGACUAAUACAUUAUGUAAUUAUAAUUAUACCCAUAGCAGAUAUAGUACUUCCCUGUAGGAUUCACUACCCCUGAGUUAAGGGUAACUUAUACACUGAUAAUAUGUGAACAGUCAUUUUUGAAUUGAUUUUUUUGUGUCUGUAUGCAACUAACCUCCAAAAGACCCCUAUCCUGUAGACUCAAUAACAUUACUCAUUAUUGGUAAAUGGCUAUAUUUUGUAUACAUAUGCCUGUUGGGGGCCAUAUACUGUAUAAUUUGUGGUGUGCCAUCCUAAACAGUAUGCGCAGUUACUGGACUUUGUUGUAUUGUUUUUGUUUUUUUCUUUCUUUGCUCUAAAGGAAAAGAAUCCUAAAUUACAUUUUUUGGAUUUAUUGGUAGAAUUUUGAUGAUGGGUGAGAAGGUCUGUGGAGCCAAAAUGUUGUGUAUUGAGGGUCUCUGCUGGGCCUAACUUUAUGCACUCUGACUGCCUGUGGAGGAUAGUUUACACUAACGAGGAUGGUGAAUUUACAGCUUGACAGAACGCAAAUAAUUGUGUGUGCGACAGUAAUUGCUUGGUGAACAGUUCUGCCCAUUAUUAAUCUUAAUACACAAAGAAUGAUGUGUGAGCUGUUGUGUCUAUGUUCUCACUAACAUAUUUGUGGGCAUGAGCUGCCACUCCCAGAAUUCUUAGCUAAAUGUCAGAUUUUAUUUGUAACAGAAGUCUUAAAAAAAUGGCAGUGGCAUGCAUGCAAUAUGAAAUGUACAUUUGAGGCGACCGUUGAAUCCCAAAGUUAUGUCAAUUUGUGUCUACACUUUGAUACCUCCUCUGUUAUACAGUCAUUUGUGUGAGUGCUUCAGACUUACGGAGACAAUUAAAAUGCCUCCAGAUUAAGUAA
This is a messenger RNA of Plectropomus leopardus (leopard coralgrouper), 2094 nucleotides long. RefSeq names its product putative peptidyl-tRNA hydrolase 2. The record is from RefSeq and is a predicted model, not a curated record. Gene Ontology annotation, molecular function: protein binding; peptidyl-tRNA hydrolase activity. Gene Ontology annotation, cellular component: cytosol. NCBI's taxonomy places the organism in Eukaryota, Metazoa, Chordata, Actinopteri, Perciformes, Serranidae.